AUGGUGCGUCAGCUGCACGACGGUAUGAUGGUGCGAGUCACGGACAACGGAGCUGUCUCAGAGGCAUUCGCAGUGACCAAUGGAGUGAAGCAGGGCUGCGUACUGGCGCCUACCCUCUUCAGUCUUAUGUUCUCUGCCAUGCUGAUGGACGCCUACCGCGACGAACGCCCCGAGAUCCGCAUCGCCUACAGGACGGACAGUCACCUCCUGAAUCAACGGCGGAUGCACUUCCAAUCUCGCGUAUCCACAACCACCGUUCACAAACUCCUCUUCGCCGACAACUGUGCCCUAAACACCACCUCGGAAGAGGAGAUGUAA
Spirometra erinaceieuropaei is the source of this 318-nucleotide messenger RNA. The record is from the annotation of a GenBank genome assembly. NCBI's taxonomy places the organism in Eukaryota, Metazoa, Platyhelminthes, Cestoda, Diphyllobothriidea, Diphyllobothriidae.